CUGUAACUACCAUACGCUGGUACGCAACCACCGAACCCUAAAAUCCUUUGUUUUCCCUCGCUUUUUUCUCGACUUUCCUGCUAUCCAAGCGCUCAUUUUGGGAGAACAUGUGGAACUGGAACCUGCCGUACCGGAAGGAUGUGGAGGCGGGAGCCCGGCCUCUGUAUCCGACGAUGCUGGAGAGUCCUGAACUUCGCUGGGCCUUCAUUCGCAAAGUUUACUCCAUCAUAACUCUGCAAUUGCUGGUCACUAUUGUGGUGGCCGCCACGGUGGUUUCCGUCCAUCCUAUUGCGCACUUCUUUGUCAGUACAGGAGUUGGCCUUGCUCUCUACAUUGUUCUCAUCAUUAUGCCAUUUCUCACGUUGUGUCCGUUGUAUUACUAUCACCAGAAACAUCCGGUGAACUUCCUUCUGCUGGGCGUUUUCACCAUUUCUCUGGCGUUUGUGGUUGGAUUGACCUGUGCAUUUACUAGCGGCAAGGUGAUUCUUGAAUCUGUGAUCCUGACAACCGUGAUUGUCCUGAGUCUCACUCUGUACACAUUCUGGGCUGCCAGGAGAGGCCACGAUUUUCACUUCCUUGGACCCUUCUUGUUUGGUGCUGUCAUAGUUCUCAUUGUUUUUGCUUUGAUCCAGAUACUCUUCCCAUUGGGUAGGAUAUCAGUAAUGAUUUAUGGGUGCUUGGCCUCGAUCAUAUUUUGCGGCUACAUCAUAUAUGACACCGACAACCUGAUUAAGCGCUUCUCUUAUGAUGAGUACAUUUGGGCUGCAGUAUCUCUGUAUUUGGAUGUCAUCAAUCUCUUCCUCUCUUUGCUUACUCUCUUCAGAGCUGUCCAAGGGUAAAAGGAGUACAGUUCGUCUACUGUGUCUGGAUCUUCUUUGACCAUGUGAAUUGUAUUCGCUCUAAUCUUCACUAGUUUUGGCUGGUGUACAUCUCAAAAUCCUGUUGUCAACAUGAUGGAAUUAUGUAAAUAGUCGAUUGAAUUUCUCCUUUGCUUGCAUAUUUUGUGUCCGUCUCUCUUUCAUUGUUUAU
Molecule: messenger RNA, 1029 nt
Organism: Rubroshorea leprosula
Lineage: Eukaryota; Viridiplantae; Streptophyta; Magnoliopsida; Malvales; Dipterocarpaceae
Source: the annotation of a GenBank genome assembly